Didymodactylos carnosus is the source of this 1704-nucleotide messenger RNA. The record is from the annotation of a GenBank genome assembly. NCBI's taxonomy places the organism in Eukaryota, Metazoa, Rotifera, Eurotatoria, Philodinida, Philodinidae.
AUGAAUAAUUCAAAAAAUAUUUCUGACGAUGUUUCAAUACAUCACGCCACAACUACUAACAAAAAUAUUUCCAAAUUUCUUGGUUUAAUGAUCGUUUUAUUAAUUGUUAUCCUUGCAUUAGUGGCAGCUAUACUAGGAUUUCUCAUUGUCAAACUAAACAAAACACAAAACAUCAUUAUCAAUAAUUCUUCAUCUCCAUCAAUAUUAUCAGAUUCAAUUACAAUCGAUCAAAUAUUGAUUCAUUUAAAUGAAUUUCAACGAAUAGCUGUAGAAUCAAAUGGUACCCGUCAUAUAAAUUCAAUUGGAUUCAAUAAAACAGUCGACUAUAUAUAUAAUCAUUUAACACAAAAAACAAAUUUAGACGUUCACAAACAAUAUUUCGAUGUACCGAAUUUUGCCUUAAAUUCAACACCUAUAUUAAUCUCUUACAUUAAUGGUCAACGUUUCGAUUAUAUAUAUGAUGUUAAUUUUACUCAUAUGCAAUUUUCUGGUCCAACUUUGAACUGGCCUACAACUGGUUACCCGACUACACAUGUGCCCAAUUUAGGUUGUACAGAUUUAGAUUGGGAACAAGUUCAAGCUAAUGAUAAAGUAGCUAUUGUUAAGCGUGGUGAUUGUACCUAUAGAGAAAAGACGGUGUUAGCAUCAAAAUACAAUGUACGCGGUGUUUUGUUCUAUAAUGAUGGUAUCAGUUCUGAACGAGAAAAACCUGUCAUGGCUGGUGUACCGACAGAUACAAAAUUUCCUUGUUUUUCAUUAUCAUAUCAAGCUGGCCUCCAGUUAGCACAAAAUACUCAAACAACAUCAAUUGUAAUGAAUAUUGUUGUAAAACCGUUACCGCCCACAAUUGUAACAAAUGUGUGUGCUGAUACAAAAACAGGUGAUAAAACUCAAACAAUUGUUAUUGGUAGUCAUAGUGAUAGUGUGGCAGCUGGCAGUGGAAUAAAUGAUAAUGGAAGUGGAACAGCGGCAACACUGGUUAUUGCUACUAAUUUAGAUCAUUUCUUAUCAAAACAAUCUUCAGUGUAUUCUGCUUAUGCUUACAGAGUACGAUUUUGUUGGUGGGGUGCAGAAGAAUCUGGUCUUGUUGGUUCAACCGAACAUAUUCAUCGAGCCAAUACAAGUACAGAAAUUGGUAAUCGUACUAUUGAUUAUCUUGUUAAUCUUAAUUUUGAUAUGUUAGCAUCACCGAAUUUUGUUAUUGCUAUUUAUGAUGGAAAUACGGCUAAUAAUGUAUCAACACCAUUAUCAGCAAUUGUCGGUAGUAUAAAAUUAACACAAUUAUUUAUUAAUUAUUUUACAACUAAAAAUAUGCCAUGGGAUUCAAAAAUAUUUGAUGGACGUAGUGAUUAUGGUCCAUUUUUAUUUGCUGGUAUUGUUUGUUCAGGAUUAUCAGCUGGUGUUGAUCUGACAAAAACAAAAGAACAACGUGAUCGGUAUUAUCGAUUAUUAAAUGAAGAAGGUGGUAUGGCAAAUGUUGUCUAUGAUCCAUGUUACCAUCAACAAUGUGAUACAAUUGAAAAUAUAAAUCCUGUUAUUUAUGAAAUAUUAGUUAAAGCAGCCGCUUAUAUGAUUGAAUAUUUAGGACAAUUAAAUGAUUUAAAGACGUGGUUGUAUCCAAAUGGACAAACAACUCGCUCGUUGCCAUCAUUGAAUAUAAACGAUGUAGUUCUAAACAAUUAUUAUCGAGCAAAAGACCUAUAA